CGUAAUAAAAUGGCGUUCAGGAGUGUCAAAAACCUCUUGAGUUAUUAUAAAAUGAGGAGGCACUCUCUCAUUUCUCUCAGACAUAUAAGUCGUCACAUUCGCCAGCCAACCAACUACUCCCAUCCAGAGCUCCUUGGGAAAGAUGAACUUCUUCCUGGAAUAACAAAGAUGGAAUUUGCAAGAAGAAGGAGAAGAUUAAUGGAGGAGAUCAGCAAGACUCAUUCAGGGAUGACCAAUGCUAAUCAUGUGUUGAUCAUUCCGGCAUCAAAAGUACAAUACAUGUCACAAGAUAUAUUUUAUAGGUUUCAUCAAAAUAAUGAUUUCCUAUACUUCACUGGUUUUCAGGAACCCGAUGCUGUACUAAUUAUUGAGUCAAAUAGUUCUUCACCUCUUCCUGAUCAUAACACUGUACUAUAUGUCACUGAUAGAGACCCAUUUAGGGAGAAGUGGGAGGGACCUGUUUUAGGGCCUGAUGAUGCCGUUGAUUAUUUUGGCGUUGAUGAAGCAUACUCAAUAACAUUGCUAUCGGAACACUUGGAAAGAAAGUACUCAAAAGGUGGUUACUCUGUUUGGUAUUACGGUGAAAGAGAGACCCCAGCAACAAUCAGUGACUCCAUUGAUGUCACCAUACAUCAACACUUGUUAAAUGUACCAGGCUCUCGUAUAACCAGUAAUCACAGUCUCCUGUAUCACAUGCAUACAUUGAGGGCUAUAAAGUCUGAGGGUGAGAUAUCACUGAUGAGAAGAGCUGGAGAAAUUGCUGCCGGAGCUUUUAAAAAAGUGAUGUCACUGACAGUCCCAGGUAUGUAUGAGUAUCAAUUGGAGUCACACUUUGAGCACUACUGCCGAAUGAAUGGAGGGCAAAGAUUAGCAUUUGUACCUGUAGUAGCAGGUGGAGAGAGAGCCUGUCAUAUUCACUACACUACAAAUGAACUCAAAUUAAAUGAAGGAGAGUUAGUAUUAUUAGAUGGAGGUGUUGAGUAUUGUGGGUAUGUUAGUGAUAUUACACGUACUUGGCCUGUCAAUGGAAGGUUUACAGCUGCACAGAGGGACCUUUAUGAAGCUGUUUUGAGAGUGAAGGAAGCUUGUAUUAAAUGUUGUCAAGUUGGUGUAACACUAAAUUACAUUCACUCAGUCUCAAAAGAGUUGCUACAAGAAGAAUUGAAAAAAUUAGAAAUUUUACCUACUGAUCUAGAUGGACCAGAUUUAAUUCAAGCGCUCAACAGUUUGUAUCCUCACGAUAUUGGGCAUUAUUUAGGAAUGGACGUACAUGACACGCCCCUUCUGUCUCAUAAUGUGGUUCUUCAACCUGGUAUGGUAAUUACUGUAGAACCAGGUGUCUACGUUAGGAGGGACUUCCCCAUUAAAAACCACAUCAAAGCUAAAGAGUUUCUUGGAGCUGCUGUAAGAAUUGAAGAUGAUGUCCUCAUUACUUCUGAUGGACCUCAAGUACUGAACAAAGGGACACCUCAAACUGUUGAGGAAAUAAGUGUAAUAAUUAAUAAAUAAUUAAUUAAUAAUAAUAAUUAACUAUUGUAAAUUUAUAAUAAA
This is a messenger RNA of Amphimedon queenslandica, 1551 nucleotides long. RefSeq names its product probable Xaa-Pro aminopeptidase 3. The record is from RefSeq and is a predicted model, not a curated record. Gene Ontology annotation, biological process: proteolysis. Gene Ontology annotation, cellular component: mitochondrion. Lineage: Eukaryota; Metazoa; Porifera; Demospongiae; Haplosclerida; Niphatidae. Bases 10 to 1509 code for a protein of 499 amino acids. Gene Ontology annotation, molecular function: manganese ion binding; metalloaminopeptidase activity. The transcript is spliced from 14 exons.